Messenger RNA from Grosmannia clavigera kw1407, 3267 nucleotides. RefSeq names its product chromatin remodeling complex subunit. Bases 1 to 3267 code for a protein of 1088 amino acids. NCBI's taxonomy places the organism in Eukaryota, Fungi, Ascomycota, Sordariomycetes, Ophiostomatales, Ophiostomataceae. Gene Ontology annotation, molecular function: DNA binding. The transcript has a single exon. Gene Ontology annotation, biological process: regulation of DNA-templated transcription. The record is from RefSeq and is a predicted model, not a curated record.
AUGGCUCCUCAAGCAGGACACACGAUCGACCAGACAGCAGAUUACCUCGAGUUCAUCGCAGCCCUGCGUGAAUACCACGCGAAGCGCGGCACCAAUUUCGACCCGGAGCCCAAGGUUGGCCAGACGCCGGUGGACCUGCUCAAGCUGUUCCGACUGAUUGUCGAACAUGGAGGCUACGACAAAGUCAGCGAGGAGAAGCUCGCGUGGCGCAACAUGGUUAACAUCCUGGAGCUGUACUCGAGCAACGAGGCAUCGGCCGCAUACAGCCUGAAGCUGGCAUACUACAAGAACCUCGCAGCAUACGAGAUCUCGACAAUACACAACAAGGAGCCACCGCCGCCGGAAAUUCUAGAGCACAUCUCAGCCAAAGGUGGAGGACUUUUGACGCGCACGCUCGAGAACUUUGGUGGCCACCGGCCGAUGCGACCGUCGAGCGCCUUUGACAACGGCUCUGGCGACGAUGCAAUGACGCCUUCCCGCCACCCGAACGACGGCACCCCGCUUAGUGGCCGGGCGUCGCGCGGUUUGCGUGAAGCUCCCCCCCAACGGGUCAUCUUCCAGCCAGACACAGGUUCGUCCCGCCCAUCACGACACGGCUCUGGUCACCACGGGCCCAGCCCAGGCACGCCAAACCACCUCGGAAUGCAGGGUCAGCCCCAUGGCCAACACAUGAUGGGCUCAGCCCAGGGCCUCCUCCCACACCAGCAGCAGUUCCACCUUCAGCACCAGUACCCGCAGGCCCACCAUGUACCACACCAGCACUACCCCCGGAAUGCCUCGCUUGUGUACAACCCGCCGGGGUCGGACAUGUUCUCGCCGACUGUGCAGGCGUACGAGCCGCGAGGCCCUGUCCCCAUCAUCCUCCAACAGGUCGAGGCCCCCGCCACUAUGCCCGGCAAAUUUUUGCAGCAGCAGCGGCUGCAGAGGCUGCAGGCCAGCGGCGUGUCGCUGAGCCGGUUCGCAGGACGACCGCCGGUGCCGCCAGGCAACGAGGGCCCGAACAUCUAUGUGCGGUGUCUCGGCGCUUUGCGGUCUGGGCUGAAGGCAGAAGAGGCCUUUGCCCUUAGCCACUUGGUGAAGAUCUCGUUUGAGCGUGGCGACAAGUACAAGUUCGAGUCGUUUCCGGGUCUCGCAGAGGGUCUGAUUGAAAAGGCCCUGCAGGUGGGCGGGCUGUUCUACCACGACAUUGACUGGAAGAUAUCGUACGAUCUGGAGACAGACGAGUCGGACCUGGGCGAGCUGGACGGUAUCAACGGAACGCCAGACAUCCUGGAGCGGAUUGCGAAGCUGCGGUCCAAGAACACCAUCGACUGCAUACAGACGGAAGACUUUGCCGACCAGCUUGUUCUGGUCACCGAGGCCGCUCUCACGUUGCGGAACAUGGUCACGCUGCAGGAGAAUGCGUAUUUCCUGUCGGAAUUCCCGCCGUCACGCGACUUUCUGUGCAUCGUGCUGAACCUGCCGAACAAGGACUCGGUGGUGGAACUGAAGCAUUGCGCACUCGACGUGGCCGAGCAGCUGACGCCGUACUUGACGCUAGACGACGAGGAUCCUCUGUACCGCACACUGCUCGGGCAGUUCGAGUCUUCGGACCGGGGCAUGGUGCUGGCAGCUCUGCGCGCCAUUGGUCGGAUAUCGAUGAACAUGGCGCACAUGAACCGUCUGGGCAACGUGCCUUCGAGCGUGCUGCAGAACAUCAUGAAUUGGCUGCUGCUCAACGACGACGAGCUGAUGGACGCCUGUCUGGAUUUUCUCUACCAGUACACGGCGGUGGCAUCGAACGUGGAGAGGCUGCUGCGGUCGGUGAAGACGGAGAACCUGGUCAGCCAUCUGGUCCGACUGCUGUCACACGGGGCCAAGAGGGGCCACCGAGAACUCGUUCUGCAGCCGGAGCGAAAGCUGCCAGCUUCGGAGGAGGUGCUGCCGCUGCCACCAGACCUGCUGAAGCGGUUGGUGGAGACCGACGAGCCCGAACGUUGCUACACGUGGCUGCGAUGCUUCUUUGAAGAAGAUCCCGACUCAUCGAUCACACAGAUUGCCAUCUGGCAGGCAUACCAGUCGUCAUUUCUGCUACCCGUACAACAGUCUGGCCGGACGAUGCUGGGCGCAGCCGAGUUUAUUCGAAACGUCACGCACGUGUAUCACUCGGCCGGAGCGCAGAUCCAGAAGGAGCAGACGCCACAAGGCGAGGUGCAGAAGUUUAUUAUUAAGGGCAUCCGACCUCGAACACGGCCGACCAGCCCGGAGGGCCGGGAUUUCUUUCAGUGCCAAUGGAAGACGCCGACGGCAUCACGACCGGCGCAGCGCUGUGGCGUCUUCUUCGACACGGCCGAGAGUCUGUACGGCCACGUGCUGACGACACACAUCAAGGAGACGCCGGGGGAAGACGGCAAGGUGGCCAACAAAGAGUGCGAGUGCCGCUGUUUAUGGCUGGGCUGCCGAAAGUACGCCGCGGCCACGACACUCCACCUGGCCGACUUCAUGAAGCACAUCAAGACGCACGCCGUGGCCGCUGAGCAAGAGUCAAGGCAGCAGCAGGCGCAGCAGCAAGGCCAGCAGUCGGGUCAACAAGGACAGCAGGUGACAUCGUCGCAGUCAGGCCAGCCGUCGGGCCAACAGACGCCGUCGCAGCCGCACCAGCGUCACCGCAGCAGCGUGACGAACGGCGACCUAACACCGGGACAGACGCCGGGCGGCACCGGGAGCGGGAGCAGUGGUGCCGGGGCCAAUGUCGGGGUCGGUGGCAAUGGCGGUGGCGGCGGCAGUGGCAGUGGCAGUGUGACUGGCAGCGGCAGCAGUAGUAGCAACAGCAGCAGCAGCAGCAAGCGGCAGAAGCGGUCGUACGUGGUACCGGCCAAGACGGUCAGCGUGACGUACGAAGAGACGGCGACGAUGCGCGACGAACGCAAUCCGAACCUGCCAGCACAGGCGGCCGGCAUUCCGCUGAGCGCAGUGCUGGUGCUGCGAAAUAUUGCCCGCAACGCGUCCAAGGCAGAGGUGGUGGACGAGAAGGGCGCAUCGGCAGCAUCGACAUCGUCGGCGGCCUCAGCAACAUCGCCAUCAUCGCCAUACAAGGGACGGCAGGAUAACGAGGCGCUUCACGGCCACGGCCAUGGGGUCGAGGAGCUCAGCCACGUCGAAGUGGGUGGGUGGAACGAACGGCUGUUCCGACCCAUGGUGCCGAGGCUUUAUGAGAUCAUGGCGGAGAACCGGGCACUAGCAGCGUACAUCACCUCGCUGUUCCAGCUGAUUGGCGAGGAGUGGUGA